UAGAUUUCUGAUGGACUUGCGUGACGAACAGAUCGACUAUUCCAGUGUCAAUAGCCUUGUUGGAAAUGAGAAUAUUAUAUUAAAAAAAUCCCAAAGUGAAAUAAAUUUAAUUGUGAGAAAAGGUAGUACAAUAACACAAUUUGAUAAUGAAACGACAGAAAAUAUAUCAUUUACACUUGAUAAAUUAAAGAUUGAUAAUAAAGAAUAUAGUUUUAAUAAAGAUGAUAUUUUAUUAUCACAAGAAACACAAGCAUGUCAGUGUGAAAAAUGUCGUGAAGAAUGUAAAAAAUUAACAAUUCAGAGUCGUGAUAUUUUAACAUCUGAGCUAAUUAAUCAAGGAUUAGAAAUACUUGAUCAUCAAGGUGUUAAACAUUUACCAAAUGAAGUAUCAGCAUGUUUUAAAAAGGAUUCAAGAAUGUGGCUUUGGAAAUCCCAUGAUACAAAAAAAUUAAAUAAAUAA
Molecule: messenger RNA, 460 nt
Organism: Aphidius gifuensis
Lineage: Eukaryota; Metazoa; Arthropoda; Insecta; Hymenoptera; Braconidae
Exons: 2
Coding region: 11-460 (149 amino acids)
Source: RefSeq, a predicted model, not a curated record